AUGCCCACCCUAACAACCACAAUCCCCCUAACCUCCCUAACCUACACCAUCCCCAGCCUCAACCACACAAUCACCCUGCACCUCCCCAACUCCUCAAAACACUCCGCCCAUCUCCCUCCCAACUCAACCCACCGCAUCCUCGAAAUCCCCCUUGGAUCCCACUGGCAACCCGGCGCGCACUGGCACGAGGAACAUACGGAGUACAUAAAAAUCUUGCAAGGGACUGCAAAAGUCUGGAUUAAUGGGCGAGUGAGGGUGCUGGGGGAAGGGGAGGAGGUGGUUUUUGAAAGGAGGGAUGUGCAUAAUUUCUGCAGGGCGGAGAUUGAUGGUGGGGAGGUUUUGGUGGUGGAGGAGUGGACGGAUCGUGAAGACGGCAGCAAGCAAGUCUUCUUUCGCAACGCGUUUUCCCUCGUGCGAGACACAGAGAAACUCGGCGGUCUGCUCUGGGCGUUUUUGAGGUUCUUCUAUCUUUGUUCGUAUAGAGAUAAUCUCCUGGUGUUUGGGCCGCUUUGCCUGCCGUUUUGGGCGCAGAGGUUCGUCACGGGAGUUGUGUUUGGGGUUGUGAGGGUGGUGGGAAGGUUUGCGGGUUGGAGGAGUUGGUAUGAGGAGUAUACGCCUGUUCGGUUAAGGGAGGUGGCGGAGGGGAGGAAGAAGAAUUUGUGA
Messenger RNA from Zasmidium cellare ATCC 36951, 663 nucleotides. RefSeq lists its product as uncharacterized. The record is from RefSeq and is a predicted model, not a curated record. The coding region runs from base 1 to 663 and encodes 220 amino acids. The transcript is spliced from 2 exons. NCBI's taxonomy places the organism in Eukaryota, Fungi, Ascomycota, Dothideomycetes, Mycosphaerellales, Mycosphaerellaceae.